AUCUGACAAAGCUUCUCCCCAGUGUGCGCUGUGAGUGGAAGCUGCAGCACACAGAAGGUUUCCUGCUGGUGCCACUCUCUCUGAGCGUUUAAUGGAGCUGCAGCUGUUCAAAUGUGGACUUUUAAAACUUAACUCAGCCUGAAUAAAGUCAGGUGAGAGUGGAUGGAUCUUAAGACAGGAAUUCAUGCACUACGGAGAUGUUUGUCCGGCGGUGCUUUGCUUGGAUACUUCUGGGAGGAACCUUUUGCUUGGUGGUUCUUGGGCAACAUCAUGCCAAUUUCACCUUCAGUAAGAAAGCAUCACCUGAACUCAACACAGCCCAAGACCCUUCUUCACAUGAAAACUGGGCACUCCAAACUAGAAGUUUAACUCAGAACACCAAACUACCCAUCAGUCCUUUUAGUCCUCUUUCAAAGCAGGGACUUCUGGAAAUACUUGGAGGAAAAUCCAAGUCGCACUCCGACCCGUCUUUAAAGAUAAAGCUUCGACCCAUUAUGAAAGUCCAUGGAACAUCUAAAUUCUCCAGGACGUUCAGUUGGGGGGACUUUUACUCAAACAUCAAAACCGUCAAACUGAAUUUGCUGAUAAUGGGCAAGAUCGUGGAUCACAGGAACGGCUCUCUCGGAGUCUAUUUCCGCCACAACUCCACAGGUGUGGGCAACGUGUCAGUCAGCCUUGUACCGCCUAUAAAAGAGGUGCAGUUCGACCUGGAGCGCCAAAGCGUGUUCAACCCAAAAGAUUCAAAAACGUUCAACUGCAGGGUGGACUAUGAGAAGACUGAGCGCACCAAAAAGGUGAUGCUGUGUAACUAUGACCCGUCUAAGACGUGUGCUCAGGAGCAGACCCAGAGCCACGUCACCUGGAUGUGCUCCAAACCCUUCCAGGUCAUCUGCAUCUACGUGUCUUUCUACAGCACAGACUACAGACUGGUUCAAAAAGUGUGCCCAGACUACAGCUACCAGAAUCCGGCAGACUACCCACCCACGGGUUGACCAGAAGUCAAGGACACUCGAGGAGAAUAAUGUUGCAUUGAAGACAUUUUUAAUUUCUCUAAAGAAUGUUAGGUUUACAAUUUACCAACUCCUUUAAAGUAUGUUUUAGUGACAGCUAUUUGCUUGUUGUAGACUACAAGAACUGUAUUAGACGUUUUUAGUAUUAUAUAUAUAUAUAUAUAUAUAUAUAUAUCUCAAAUAUUUCACUUUUAUUUUGCAUGUACCUUGUACACUUUUGUCAUAUGUCCUCCUUUCUUUUUCAUGUAUU
This is a messenger RNA of Etheostoma spectabile (orangethroat darter), 1260 nucleotides long. Its product is annotated as neurexophilin-1. Lineage: Eukaryota; Metazoa; Chordata; Actinopteri; Perciformes; Percidae. Gene Ontology annotation, molecular function: signaling receptor binding. The transcript is spliced from 2 exons. The coding region runs from base 198 to 992 and encodes 264 amino acids. The record is from RefSeq and is a predicted model, not a curated record.